AUGCAGUCCCUGCACGCAGGUGCACUGGUCUUGGUGGCUGCCACGAUGCUGCUUCCCUUGGGCACUGGAGGCCUCUGGGCGCAGCCAGCAGAUGGUACUUCCUCUCGCGUAGAAACUGAAGACCUGAGCGAUCCUCUGCUACAGUCAGAUCAUGCCACAAAGGAAGUAGGAGAGACCGAGUCAGAGGAGGAUGCGGCGCGGGCACCCUUUGCGCUGCAUGCAUUGGAAUUGGGACCGGGGCACUGCUUGAUUUCUUUGGACUUCUGGCUGCUGUUCUUUGUCUGUGCAGUGGGCAUGGGGACGGGGCUGGUGUACCUGAACAACCUGGGCCAGAUGGUGCGCGCCCUGCACGGCCACGGCAGCGCAGCCGUCUACAUCUCCAUCUUCUCUGUUUCCAGCUGCGCCGGCCGCCUGCUGCUCGGGCAUGUGCCGGAGAGGGCGCUGCAUGCUGCCGGCGUGCCGCGGCCGCUCUUCCUGAUCUUUGUGUCGCUGCUGACGGCGGCUGUGGCCCUGUUGUGCGCGUACGCCUCGCUGGCGGCCCUGUACCCGGCUGCGCUGCUGGCAGGGCUGGCCUUUGGCGGCCACUGGAGCCUCGCGCCGGCGCUGGCCUGUGACUUCUUCGGGCUGCGCCAUUUUGCCUCCAACUACUGCCUGCUCCAGCUGGCGCCUGCGAUUGGUGGGUUCGCGCUGGCCACAGAGCUGGCGGGGUACCUGUAUGACCGGACAGCAGCUGCACAAGGGGAGCACCACAACUGCAGAGGGCCCCAGUGCUUCAGGUCUGACGCUGGCAUUCUUGCUGUGUGCAUGUUUGUGCCUCUGCGCAACGGCGGCUGCAUCUGUGCUCUAUCUCAGAAUGCGCCCGUUGUACAUCACAGCGAGGAAUGCCGAUACCACAGAGCAGCGAGGGAUCCCUGA
Molecule: messenger RNA, 915 nt
Organism: Coccomyxa subellipsoidea C-169
Lineage: Eukaryota; Viridiplantae; Chlorophyta; Trebouxiophyceae; Coccomyxaceae
Exons: 6
Coding region: 1-915 (304 amino acids)
Biological process (GO): transmembrane transport
Cellular component (GO): membrane
Molecular function (GO): transmembrane transporter activity
Source: RefSeq, a predicted model, not a curated record